This is a messenger RNA of Tuber aestivum (summer truffle), 489 nucleotides long. NCBI's taxonomy places the organism in Eukaryota, Fungi, Ascomycota, Pezizomycetes, Pezizales, Tuberaceae. The record is from the annotation of a GenBank genome assembly.
CAUCAGCAAACAAGAUGACAGCCCUCCGCCCCCUCCGCCCCCUCCACCUGCACCUAUCAAGGCCGGCCCGAACCUUAACCACCGCAUCGACGCUGUCGAGAUCCAUAGCCGACUCCGCCAAAGAAGCUGUCAGGACCAUCGACCGCGCGGCGGGGAGCGCAGCACUCAAGGGGAUUGAAACCGGCGAGGCGAUCGCACAGACGGCGAAGCGGACCGCGGCGCGGACGCGGGAGGUGGGGAGUGGGGUCGCGGGCAAGGCGAAGGGUACCGCUUCUGAGGCUGCUGGAAAGGCGUAUGAAGGGGCUGGUGGUAUGAAGGGGGAGGUUUCGGGCGAUGCUAGGGCUAAUGUGGAUAAGAGCUAGGGAAUGAUUGGAGGGGGGUUGAGAGUGAAUUGGUGGCUCUUUUUUUUUUUAUUUUUACUUUUCCAAUUUCUCUAAUUUGAGGUUUGGGUUUUCGUGAGGGAAUGUGAAUUGCAAUAUCGGAGUUUUG